Molecule: messenger RNA, 852 nt
Organism: Cooperia oncophora
Lineage: Eukaryota; Metazoa; Nematoda; Chromadorea; Rhabditida; Trichostrongylidae
Source: the annotation of a GenBank genome assembly
AUGCAACUAUCCAUAGCGAGACGGGGUGCUGCGAUGUUGAAGGUCGGUGGUCGGUUAGUCUAUUCUACAUGUUCCAUGAAUCCCAUAGAGGAUGAAGCGGUUGUCGCUCAACUGUUACGAGAAUCAGAAGGAACGUUACGACUAUGUGAUGCUCACCCUCUUUUACCAAAGCUUAUUGGUCUUCGUGGAGUUUCCACGUGGAAGGUUUUUGAUCGAGACAUGAACUCAUACGAUAAGCCUUCUGAUGUACCCGAACAGCUGCGAAAGAUGAUAUGUGAGUCGUGUUUCCCGCCUAGUGAAGAAGAAACCGCUUCCCUUCACCUAGAUUACUGCAUGCGCAUUGUACCUCAUCAUCAAGAUACGGGUGGUUUCUUCGUUGCACUUUUGGAAAAAGUCGAGGAGAAGCCUCUCGACAGUCCUGUGGUUGUGGGAGCACCUGCAUACAAAAAGCAGAAAAUGUUCAAGGAUGAACCUUUCACCUUUUUGAAGAAAGACGACGAGCGGUGGCAUGACAUCAAGUACCAACGGAACAUGACAGCUGUAUCAAUCCAGAACGCUGGUAUGAAGAUGUUCAGCCGUAAUGAGCAGAAAGUGGAGACGACACGAUUCCGAUUGUCACAAGAGGGCAUUCGGCAUCUUCUGCCAUACUUGCAGAAACAGUUUGUGCAAAUUGAUGAAGAAGAUAUGCUGAAAAUUUUAAAAACUGAAGAAACGAUGAUACCACUGGAGUCCCUCAAGUGCAAGGACGCAGUCAGGGAGCAGGGCGCUGGAAGUCUAGUACUGUUCUCUGAUAAAGCCAAUCCUGUUUGCACCUGGGUGAGAUUUCCAUUUCCUUUCAACGCAUGUUGUUGA